GCCACAUGAUUCACUUACCUCCUCACCUUUCAGCCGCUGCUACCAUCCAUCUUCUCUGCCUCAGCUAACAUACGCAUGCGCGCCUCCACCCGCAACAACACAUUUCCAUAUAUAGAACUGUGUGUGCUGCUGCCAUCUGCAGAAUAUUCACACCUCAGCUACCUCCCUGCUGCUCUUAGUCGAGGAAGAAAGUAACACGUAGCAGCUCCGACGGCGCCACCGAUGGAGAAGAGCGGAGAAGAAAAGAAGGUGCCUCUGCUGGAGCCUCGGCCGGCGGCCGCCCACGGAGAUGGCGGCAGCAGCGAGGCCGAGGAAGAGGACGACUCGUCGUUAUCGCUGGGUCGUCGUGCGUGGGAGGAGAACAAGAAGCUGUGGGUGGUGGCCGGGCCGUCCAUCUUCACGCGCUUCUCCUCCUUCGGCGUCACCGUCAUCAGCCAGGCAUUCAUCGGCCACAUCGGCGCCACCGAGCUCGCCGCCUACGCGCUCGUCUCCACCGUCCUCAUGAGAUUCAGCAACGGCAUACUGCUGGGCAUGGCGAGUGCGCUGGAGACGUUGUGCGGCCAGUCCUAUGGCGCCAAGCAGUACCACAUGCUGGGAAUCUACCUGCAGCGCUCCUGGAUCAUCCUCUUCGUCUGCGCCGUCGUCCUCCUCCCGGUCUACCUCUUCACCGAGCCGCUCCUCGUCGCCCUUGGCCAGGAUCCCAAAAUCUCUGCUGUGGCCGGCACCAUCUCGCUCUGGUACAUCCCGGUCAUGUUCUCCUACGUCUGGUCCUUCACUCUCCAGAUGUACCUGCAGGCGCAGAGCAAGAACAUCAUCAUCACCUACCUCGCCAUGCUCAACCUCGGCCUCCACCUAACUCUGUCAUGGCUCAUGACGGUCAAAUUCCAGCUCGGCAUCGCCGGGGUCAUGGGCUCCAUGGUCAUCUCCAUGUGGAUCCCGGUGUUUGGGCAGCUUGCCUUCGUCUUCUUCGGUGGUUGCCCUCUCACAUGGAUGGGGUUCUCCUCUGCUGCGUUCACCGACCUUGGUGCCAUCAUCAAGCUCUCGCUAUCUUCUGGUGUGAUGCUCUGUUUGGAAUUGUGGUACAACACCAUAUUGGUGCUCCUCACAGGGUAUAUGAAGAAUGCAGAGAUUGCACUUGAUGCCCUCUCAAUAUGCCUCAAUAUCAAUGGUUGGGAGAUGAUGAUCUCUAUCGGCUUUUUGGCUGCAACAGGGGUGCGAGUGGCAAAUGAGCUUGGAGCUGGAAGUGCAAGAAGGGCCAAGUUCGCCAUCUACAAUGUGGUCACCACUUCUUUCUUGAUCGGAUUUGUGUUGUUCGUGCUCUUCCUUCUCUUCCGUGGAAGCCUUGCCUACAUAUUUACUGAGAGCCGAGCAGUAGCCGAUGCCGUUGCUGACCUUUCGCCUCUUCUAGCCUUCUCCAUUUUGUUGAACAGUGUUCAGCCAGUAUUAUCAGGUGUCGCUGUUGGUGCUGGCUGGCAAAGUGUAGUGGCCUAUGUUAACAUUACAUCCUACUACUUGAUUGGCAUCCCUCUUGGAGCCAUACUAGGCUAUGUGGUGGGAUUUCAUGUGAAGGGCAUUUGGAUUGGCAUGCUGCUCGGAACACUAGUCCAAACCAUUGUGCUUCUGUUCAUAACAUUAAGGACCAACUGGGAAAAACAGGUGGAGAUUUCUCAAGAGAGAUUGAAGAGAUGGUACAUGGAAGAGAACAGAAGACUGGAAGGCUCGAGGGGAAAUCCUUGAACCGGUUCUUUAAAGUGGGAAACAAAUCUAUAGGACCUGAUUAAAAAACAUUCUUGCAAGACUCUAAUCUACAUCGUGUGUCUCUGAUCCAACAACUGAGAGUGGCGCGUGCGUGAAAAAGAUAGGCACGUGUCACACUGAGAUCCAACAACUGAGAGCAGUGUCUUUUGAAGGAUCAGAUCCUGUAGAAUUUGUUUCCUUCAAAGUGGGACAUUGUGGGUCAUCGUAAAAAGGAUUUGCUCUGCGUUUGAGACCUUUCGGCAGAUACACACAUUUCUUCAUCAUCUCAAGAAUGAAAUGAUGGAAUUGUAGCCUGCCCAGAAGGUGUGUUUUUUAAUCAAAAUAAAAUGUAUUGGGUGUGUUCCUUCUCAAGCCAAGCAAUGAAAGUGACCUCCGGCAGUAGUGAUUCUCCGGUUCAAAAACAGUCUUAUUUGUUAGUGGCACGGCAUAUAUGUACGCGAGCUGUUUCGCUAACAGUGAGUUUGGCAAUAAUUUUGCUCUUAGUUAAAUUGUGUCCUCAUCAGAGCACUGUUUGUGGUUUGUAUGUAUACUUGCACAUAAUUAGUUGGAUAUUUGGACCCAUUGAGCUCUUGCUACA
This is a messenger RNA of Phragmites australis (common reed), 2335 nucleotides long. RefSeq names its product protein DETOXIFICATION 21-like. NCBI's taxonomy places the organism in Eukaryota, Viridiplantae, Streptophyta, Magnoliopsida, Poales, Poaceae. The coding region runs from base 223 to 1737 and encodes 504 amino acids. The record is from RefSeq and is a predicted model, not a curated record. The transcript is spliced from 9 exons. Gene Ontology annotation, biological process: xenobiotic detoxification by transmembrane export across the plasma membrane. Gene Ontology annotation, cellular component: membrane. Gene Ontology annotation, molecular function: xenobiotic transmembrane transporter activity; antiporter activity.